Aspergillus homomorphus CBS 101889 is the source of this 4554-nucleotide messenger RNA. Its product is annotated as NACHT domain-containing protein. The transcript has 2 exons. Bases 1 to 4554 code for a protein of 1517 amino acids. The record is from RefSeq and is a predicted model, not a curated record. Lineage: Eukaryota; Fungi; Ascomycota; Eurotiomycetes; Eurotiales; Aspergillaceae.
AUGGCUCCACCGUUACACUACCCUUCCAGACCGAAAGAUGUCGAUGAGAUCCUCUCACGGCUGACUAAUCCUGCCUGUGACAAGAAAGAAAAGGCCGCCUUGCAAGCCCUCGUCUCAUCGAUGAUUGACCGAUUUCGUGAUCAAGGUCGUCCAAGUCACUAUUUCGAAGCGUCGCGUCUGUCACCAGCAACGACGGAAAGACAAUACAACCAGUUGACUCAAGUUUUCGCGCAUGCGAUCGUGAACAACGCCGACAAAGGCACCGCUUUGGACCAAGAUUUGCUUCCCAGUUUCGUCCAUAUUCUCCACAGUCGCCCUGAGGGGUAUCCACGCCAUGGGCCUUUUGCAGCUGUUGAUGGUCUGCGCAAGAGACUGGACUGGGCGGAUCGGGAGAACGCUUUGACUGCUCAAUACAUCCUGUGCCAUUCACUAGGCGCCUUGCUAGAUGUCGCGGUCGAUAUCAAAGCCUCGGAGGUCGAUAAAGAAUCUCUGAGAGACCCACUUCUCAAGCAACUCAGAAGGUUGAAGGAUAAAGACGAGCCACGGUUGGCCCAGGCAGCUGCAUACGCCUUCGAAGCCCUGCAAGGAGUGUCAGACAAUCAAGGACCCUGGGACAUCUUUUGGAAUACCAGUGGCACGGUGCUUGCAUUGGCAGCAAAGACAGCUGGAGCUGUCUCAGCCAUGAAUCCGGAAAAGCUACUAGAGGCAGGUCCAAACCUGAUGGAAUUAUUGGAGUGGUUCAAGAAGAUCUAUGGCGAGGGCAGAGAGAUGGUGGAAGCUAUGAAGAAUAUGGAUCAAGUGUUUGUUGAAAACAUCCAGAGACUACCAAAGCAAAGAAUCUGGUAUGGCGUGCUGCGUUACACCGGGUUGCUCAUCGCUGCUGAGGGCAGCUCUUUUGACACACUCAAUCAUAUACUGGCGAAGGUGCCUUGCGGAGAUAAUUGGCAGUUCUGGUGUGGCCUUUAUGCUCAACUUGAGCAGAGUUAUUUAAGAGGGGACGAACAGACCAAGGAGAAGAUCAUCAGUCUUACUCAUACGACUUUAUCGUUGCCAUCCUUGCGCAAAUCUGAAGCAAAGGAGCCACAUGUUCAGCACUGGAUCAAUUUGAUCUCAGAGACCUUUGGCCAUGGUAAUUGGAAAAAAUCUUCACCAAAGGCACACCGAUCGUUUCCGCUAUGCUUUCUCAAGAAGAAAACACGGGAGCCACAACUGAACAAGCCCUUCGAUCCUAUUACGACUGAAACUACUAGCGCAGGGCUGCUAACUGAUGCAUGGUGCUCCUGCAAGGAAGCCCAAAGAUUCUACGCCGAUGCUGCAUUAGUCGGGCACUACUUACAACAAAACAGACUCAAGAUACUUCGCCUGUCCAAUGACAUAUUAGACAUUGGGAAUUGUUACAUAAAUCUUGGUAUCGUUGAGGCUUCUUCAGAGCCACAGAGCCAGGAAUAUACUAAAUGUUCCCUCCGUGAGCGUCUGAAGAUUGAAGCCCCACCCCAGGGGAAAGCAAUUGAGUUAGGAGAGCUCUUUAACACUCGUGAGUUGCGAAGUCACAAAAGUUCGUGUGAUGGCCAGCAGGGGAUACCGAAGCGCAUACUGAUCAGAGGUCGUGCUGGAAUUGGAAAGACAACCUUGUGCAAGAAAAUUGUUCACGACUUCAUCAACGGCAAACUUCCGUCCUGGCAAUUUGAGCGAGUGCUAUGGAUACCACUACGCAAGCUGAAAGAGAAUCCAAGUAUCGAGAACUUUCUCCGACGUGAAGUUUGGUCAACGCAUGCAGAGAAGGAACAUUUUCUUGGCGUUCUUCUGGAGACAAUUUUUGAUCCUGCAGACAACAGAACUCUCUUACUACUCGACGGGUAUGAUGAAAUCGUCAGCGAGAAGACACCCAGUGGGGAUCUCGUGAAGUCGCAGCAAGUCUUGGACCUUCUCAAUCAACCGAACGUUAUCAUCACUUCUAGGCCACAUGCGAACUUCGACAGUCUAAUAGAGGCAUUUGACCUUGAGCUUGAGACUGUUGGCUUCCGCCCUGAUCAGGUGAAUUCGUACGUGGACCGGGUUGUCAACGGCAAUGGCGAAAACAAACAAUCUGCCAUUGAAAUCACGAAUUUCAUCAACAGCCACUGGUUAAUCAAAAGCCUGCUUCAAAUUCCUAUUCAGCUGGAUGCCUUGUGCUUUGCCUGGAAUGAUCGGUUCAAUUCAAAUACCAUGAGAACGAUGACUGAGCUGUACCAGGCAAUUGAAGUGAAACUGUGGAAAAGGGAUAUGAUGCCGUUGACCAAACUAAGUGAAAACCAGGUCAAUAAUAUCUAUUUGCGGUCGCAAAUUGAACAUGAGAUCCCUGAUCAUAUUGACCUGGUGCAGAAGCUUGCAUUCAGUGGUCUCUAUAACGGAAUUGCCGAGUUCACGCGUGACCAUUUGAGGGAAUUAUACACACAACUUCCCGGAAUGGCAGGUAAAUCAGACAACAUGCUGAAUGACCUCUCCUUUCUUCGAACUUCUCACUUCGCAGAGAAUGACCGAUACCGAACCUAUUACUUCAUCCACAUGACCUUUCAAGAGUUCUUCGCUGCUCAUUACUUUGCACACAGUUGGAUAAAUGAUACGCAGUUGUACUGUGUUGAGAUGAAAUCGGCCGAACUUCAUGGCCUAAACUUGACAGACUUCGUACACCGCGAGAAGUAUAAUGCUCGCUAUAACAUCAUGUGGCGGUUUGUAGCAGGACUUCUCAGCAGUCAGAGCCAAGAAAUGCUGGUUCAAUUUAUACAAGUAUUGGACAGCGAGCCGAGAGAUCUACUGGCGGCUGCCCACCCCGGCAUUAUGAUGUAUUGCUUCAACGAGCUAUCUCCUACUCCUCCAAAUCCUGCUCUGCAGCGGAUAAAGCGCAGAAUGGAGGAUGGACUUUAUGAUCUUCUGACUGCAAGAGUUGUCCCGGACCGACAAGAUGCUCUCGAUGCAUUGUACCUCCUUCUCAAUGAUGAAGACGCGAAGGUUCGGGAACACUCCGCUCGUGCAUUGCAGUCGCGAAAGACGUUACCGCGGAAAGUUCUUAACUCCUUGGCGUUUCGGAUGAUAAAGGAUGAGGACACUAAGGUACGAGAAGCGGCAUUCAAAACAUUGGUAAAGCAAUACGUUGGGCAAGACCAACCUCAUGAGCAACAAGGCAUCCUUGAUCUAUUACGCAGAAGGUUGAAUGAUGAGGAUGUGGAGGCUAGAAGGUCCUCUGUCAAGAUCCUGGGAUCACAAAAGACUUUCCCACCGAGCAUCCUCGACUCCCUUGCGCACAGAAUGAUAGCAGAUAAGGACAUCAGUAUAAGAAGUGCGGCAAUGGAAGCAUGGGGAAUACAUGCCAGUCGGUCCGAGAACAUUGUCGACAGUGUUAUUCCUUUCCUCGCUGAUGGGAAUCCACAUAUUCGCUCAGCUGCGAUUAGAUUCAUUGCGGCACAGCCGAUCCCUUACCACCAUAUGCAGUAUUUGGUGUCGAAACUAGAGGGUGGUGACCUGUCGGAACAUGAGAUUGUCCUCGACAUAUUCUCCAGAUACUCUCGUCACUCCAAGCUAUGCAAUGGGAUCUUGGAAGCGUGGGGAAAACAUGCCAGUCGGUCCGAGAACAUUGUCGGCAGUGUUAUUUCCUUCCUCGAUGAUGGGAAUCCACAUAUUCGCUCAGCUGCGAUUAGAUUUAUUGCGUCACAGCCGAUCUCUGACCACUAUAUACAGUAUUUGGUAUUGAAACUGAAGGGUGGUGACCUGUCGCAACAGAGGAUUGUCCUCGACAUAUUCUCCAGAUACUCUCGUCACUCCAAGCUCUGCAAUGAGAUCUUGGAAGAGCUAGUCGCAUUCUGCGGGCACGCCGAUGAACAAAAUGCCACAGGUGCUCUGGGUAUCCUUAGACGAUAUCGUAACCUGAGUGAGGAUAUUCUGGAGUCUUUGAUUCCAUUAUUGCAACGAUCCGUGGAAAUAGAAUCUUCCAUAUGGGAGGUUUUCGCGAGUCAGUCCACAUUCCCCGAAUGUGCCACGAAGCCUUGUACAGCCAUGCUGUCCGGCUCCGAUGAUCACUCUCUGGUAAGUUUCGUGAGCUGUGCGUGGAAAUCUGACUGUGUAUUACCAGAUGAUAUUCUGGAAUUGGUGAGCCUACAUUUGCCAGACUCGGAUGUUGGAGUUACGUACGGAGUCGCUAUACUCCUUCGUCAGCACAGACGUUUGACGCCCAAAAUUCUAGAGAUCUUGAUCUCGUUUCUGAGAUCUCCAUUGAAGGAUGUAGUCUCAAGUGCCGAAAGUGCUCUGCGAAAGCACGCUGAGUUCUUUGAUAUGCUUCCAGAUGUCGACUAUGAGAUAUGGAAGACUUUGUUCACUCUAUGGUUCGACUUUAGUUUGCGACAGUUUUGGAGCUGUAUACUUCUGGAAAAUGAACUCAUCAUCACAACGCCUGAACGUUCCCACACAAUUGAAUUGAGUACCCCUCUUCAGAAGCAGACUGUGCUGAAGGCAGCGACUGCCGCUCAAGCAGAGAUUUUAGGGGUGUCUGGUCGCGUCCGGGAGGAAGAUCCCGACGAGUAA